AUGACCGUCCCCAGUAAUAGCCCCUUCUGGAGCAACGAAGACCCUUCAAAUGAGGACCUCAUCCUGCCUUGCAAUGCCAGGCUGGAUCCUGCAGUUUCUGAGGCUCAGCCCAAUCGUCCAGCACCUCUGUCCAGCCCAUCUACUCGUUCUCUGAAUGACCCCUUCGCUACUCCCCCACCGGCCAGCCCCGCCCUCAGCCCUAUCACGUCCCCUCCUCAGGCUAUAUCCUCGGACCGAACUUCCCGCAAGGUUGGCAUCUACGGGCCUUACCUGGACUCUGCAGGCUCCUCUGAGAACUCGCUGAGCAGCCAGGCGGGCCAACGUCUCACCACCCCGGGCCCGGCGGAUGAGAAGUCCUCCGCCAACGCCAAGAAGCGAUCGCUGUGGACUCGCUUCUGGCAUGCUGUUGCCAACCAAAUCUCACCCAAGGCUCUUUGGGAUCUCAUCAACCCAAAGGAGUACCUCUACCCCAUGACCGUCAAGAAGUACCUCGCCCUUGCCGGCGUCUGCGCUUGUGUCGCCGCCAUCGUCAUCUCGAAUCACUACACCCACUGGAUGACUAAGGCCAUCGCUCAGACACGAAGCUACAUGCUCCCUGUCCUGGUCAUUGUCCUCACCAUCGAGCCUACCAUGUUCCUCAUCAUCAUGUGUAUUGCCAAGGUUCCCCCCUACAACCCGCCAGCCACAGACACUCCACAAGUCGUCCAAGAAGCCUUCAACGAAAAGAGCGCAGGAGACCUCGAACGAGGCGUUGGAGUCACCACUGCUUCCAAAGUCUGGGAAGCUGCUUUCGUCAUUCCCUGCCACAAUUCAGAUCGCGAAGCUCUUCAGAAGGUGCUGGAAUCUGCAUACCCGUACUUCCGCCCCCAGGACAUCUUUGUCAUUGACAACGCCCGCACCCGCUACCCAAAAGACCUUUCAUUCCGAUACUGGCUCAGGGCCCUCAAUCCCGACAUCAACUACAUCUGGUCUCCAAUCGGGUCAAAGAACGCUGCGCAGCUUGUUGGUUCUCUGGCAGCAAAGAACUACAAGUACAUCCUGACAACAGAUGAUGAUGUCUCUCUCCCCAAUAACUACCGCCACCCCACGCACCUCAUGGACGAUCAGAUCAAGGCAGUCGCUUUCCCCCUCAUAGGCAUCGACGCCGAGGGCAACACCCCGCUAGGCAUGGUCUCUUGGCAGGACUGCGAGUACCGCAUGGCCGGCCUCACCAAGCUCGCCGAGUACAGAACCUGCGGCGUCAACUUCCCGCACGGCGCCGGAUGGUUUGUCGACCGCGAUACCUUUGUUGAGCUUCUCACAAAGUAUCACCCCAUGGACUUUAUCGCCGAGGACGCCAACGCCGGCUUUGCCAUGAUGCGCCUCAACAAGCGAAUUGCCUUUGACGCCCAGGUGACCCUUGCGACAGAAGUGCCCUCAACUCUGCUCGGUCCGGGCUUGAACUGGUGUAAGCAGAGAGUCAAGUCUUGGGAGAUGGGUCGCCACAGUCUCAUCUGGAAGCUCUUCCGCCACUUGUUCCGUAUGAAUGGCCAGCGCACCGUCUCGGGUAUUGGCGUGCAAAAGUUCCUCUUUCUCUACACUUUGACCUGUCUCGUCAUCGACUGGGUGCGCAUUCCCGUUCUGGUGGCCCUGGGAGCCCACAAGGACUACUGGAUCUUUUUCUGCAGUCUUGCCUUUGUGGCCGCCGUUCCGCCUGUCCUGUACAACUACAUUAGUUGUCGACACCGCCCGGAUAUGCGCAUCGGCCUCGUCACCGCUGCUACCUAUCCAUUCUACAAGCAGCUCUACGCAUUCAUCUCUGUUUUGGGCGCCGUACGCUGGGCCCUGUUCUAUAUUGGAGGCCACGUCCGGGCUAAACCUAUCCGUAAAAUGCUCAAGGAUGGUGAUGAUGCCUGCUUCUGGUUGGAUCCCAGGUUCGAGACGAACCCUGCCUGGCUGGCUGAUGAGAGAGAACAGCAGCUGGCCAACGAGUCGGCAUCGGCAACUAUUGUCGACUCAAGCCCCGCACAUAGCCGAGAUAAUUCUCAGGCACAUAAUUCUAGUCACUCGACUGGCGACGUGUGGCAUUGCAAGCAUGGUUAA
Fusarium vanettenii 77-13-4 is the source of this 2082-nucleotide messenger RNA. RefSeq lists its product as uncharacterized. The transcript has 3 exons. The record is from RefSeq and is a predicted model, not a curated record. NCBI's taxonomy places the organism in Eukaryota, Fungi, Ascomycota, Sordariomycetes, Hypocreales, Nectriaceae. The coding region runs from base 1 to 2082 and encodes 693 amino acids.